This is a messenger RNA of Notolabrus celidotus (New Zealand spotty), 4462 nucleotides long. RefSeq names its product dipeptidyl aminopeptidase-like protein 6. NCBI's taxonomy places the organism in Eukaryota, Metazoa, Chordata, Actinopteri, Labriformes, Labridae. Gene Ontology annotation, biological process: proteolysis. The transcript is spliced from 26 exons. The coding region runs from base 765 to 3293 and encodes 842 amino acids. The record is from RefSeq and is a predicted model, not a curated record. Gene Ontology annotation, molecular function: serine-type peptidase activity; dipeptidyl-peptidase activity.
ACAGAGAGGCACUCUAGCUCCGUCCUGGGAUCACAUCCAAUCAUUUGGGAGAGAAAUGUUGUGACAGUGUUCCAGAUAAUAGAAUCUGAUUUUUUGGGGAUAUUUUUUAAAAGGAGAUAAAUUCAGGGUGAGUUUGUGCAGAGCUGGCACAUGUUUGUGCGUAAAAACAGCACCGACUGACAGCAGCAGCUACAGUAGAGCUGCUCUCUCUCAGUGCUGGUCACUUCUCAUGCAGAGCGCGUCUGCGGAGAGAACCGCCGAGCUCUCUGCGUCCUUCACACUCUCCACGAGCGAGGACAGUGAGCCAAAAAAACACAGCACAAAGUGUCGGAACAUUAUCGCGUGCUCUUUUAUUUGGUGGACAAUCAGGCCGGAGUCUGUCGGGAACCGGAUAUCUGAUCGGGAAGUCAGCGCGUCCUCGUGCUAUCUCGCUGUAAGGAGGCAACAGAAGAGGGUAGACAGCGUGGUUUGAAUACAGAUGAGAGCAACUAUUGACACCUCCAGCCCACUAGUCUGCUGUGCGCGCGGUCAAAGCUGAAAGGACGUGGCUGCAAAGGAUCCAGCUUUAUAUCUAUUAUCCAUAUAGAUGCUUGUAUAGCAGCUGAGCAUAUUUUCUUAUCUUUCUUCUGGCCACCUGCCAUCGGUUCUCCUGGAAGCGCACAGAAAACCAAUAGAUCUUACCCCCCUAAAACCCCGAAUCAGGCGAGAGCCGUGUGCGUCUCUGACAUGCUGUAAGUUCUGGGUAUCUGGACUGGACCUGUAUUAUGGCUUCGCUGUAUCAGAGAUUCACCGGGAAGAUCAAUACCAACAAUUCGUUUCCGCACCCACCUGAGGCCAGCCACCUUCUCGGUGGACAGGUUGCAGACGAGGAAAACGCAGCGAAGACCCCUCAGCAGGUCGGCGAUGGAAGACCUUACGUGCAGUACCGCAAAAAAUGCGUGAAGGAGGACGAGGAUGACCUGGUGGGCAGUGCUCCUCCGCAGAGGAACUGGAAAGGAAUAGCCAUCGCCCUGUUGGUCAUCCUCAUCAUCUGUUCCCUGAUCGUCACCUCCGUCAUCCUGCUGACCCCUCGUGAGGAUGACAGCCUUGCCCUUAAGAAGAAAGUAACCAUUGAGGACGUUUUUGGUCCUGACCUUCGCAUCCAUGACCCAGAUGCCAAAUGGCUGAACGACAAUGAGCUUCUGUUUCGUACAAGGGAAGGAGACGUCGUCAAGCUUAAUGCUGGCACGAAGGCGAUAACUGUUGUCGUGCCACACCAGUUGUUUGACAGAUCCAAAGCCGCCAAGUACCAAGUGUCUCCAGACAUGCAACAUGUUCUGUUUGCCUUUGAAGUGAAACCGAACUACCAACACUCCUAUGUGGCCAAGUACAUUAUUUACAGCCUUGUGACACAGGAAACUUGGCCUCUAAAUCCCCCUGAAGUGCAUGAAGCUGCCCUGCAGUUUGCUGGAUGGGGACCCCGAGGCCAGCAGCUGAUCUUCAUCUUUGAAAACAACAUCUACUACAGAGCAACAGUAGUGAGCCCAGCAAUCCGCCUGGUGGCAACUGGGAAGGAAGGAGUUGUGUUCAAUGGCCUCGCCGACUGGCUCUAUGAGGAGGAGAUCUUGCAGACCCACAUAGCCCACUGGUGGUCUCCAGACGGGCUGCGUCUGGCCUACAUGACCAUCGAUGAUACACUGGUGCCCAAAAUGGAAGUCCCCUUUUUCACAGGAGCACCGUACCCUGCCAAUUUGGAGUAUCACUACCCAAAGGCCGGGGAGGAAAACCCUGUGGUUCACCUGUCAGUGGUGAGCCUCAAUGGUCCCCUGCACACUGUGGUGAUGAAGAAACCUGAUGACCCCCGGAUAGGGAGGGAAUAUUACAUCACCAUGGUGAAAUGGGCCACCAGCACUAAACUGGCUGUCAACUGGCUGAACAGAGCUCAGAACAACUCCAUCCUGACUCUGUGUGAGGCAACAACUGGAGUUUGUGUUAAGAAACAUGAAGAUGAGAGUGAGAGCUGGUUGCACAGACAGAAUGAAGCGCCGCUCUUUUCCCAGGACGGACACAAGUUUUUCUUCACCAGAGCGAUCCCUCAGGGGGGGAGGGGGAAGUUUUUCCACAUCUCCAUGUCUACAUCUUUGCCCAACACUAGCACAGACAUCCUUCAGUCCCUGACCUCUGGAGACUGGGACGUCACUAAAAUCUUGGCCUACAACCAUGGAAGGAACCUCAUAUACUUUCUGAGCACAGAGGACGACCCUAAACGGCGGCACUUGUACAGUGCCGACACAAUCCCUCCAUUCAACCGCUGCUGCCUGUCUUGUGAGUUUGUUUGUGGCUACGUGGAUGUCUCAUUCAGCCACAACAUGCAAUACUUCCUCCUCAACUGCAAAGGUCCGAAUGUACCGAGUGUGGCUGUCUAUAAAACCCAGGACAGGCAGAAGGUGUUAGACGUGGAGACAAAUGAAAGCGUUAACACCACCUACAACAAAAUGCAGAUGCCCAAAGUGGAGAACAAGACCAUCAUCAUUGACGACUACACUCUGACCAUGGAGAUUCUGAAGCCAGCUGGGUUCAUAGAAACAGCACAUUACCCCUUACUGCUGCUGGUGGAUGGCACUCCAGGUGGACAGAUGGUGUCGGAGCAGUUUCGGGUGGACUGGGCCACCGUUCUGGUCAGCAGCUUCAGCACCAUCGUCAUCCGUUUUGACGGCCAUGGCAGCGGCUUCCAGGGUACCAACUUCCUCCACAAAGUCAGGAGGAAACUGGGCAAACUGGAGGAGAGGGACCAGCUUGAGGCUCUCAGGUUGAUAUCCAAAGAGACGUAUGUUGAUAAAACUCGGAUGGGAGUUCAUGGAAAGGCAUACGGAGGAUAUCUAGCUACUAUGCUUCUGAGCUCUGAAGAGUUCCCUGACCUUAAAUGUGGCACGGCGGUCUCCCCCAUCACAGAUUUUGAGCUAUACGCGUCUGCAUUUUCAGAGCGAUACCUUGGCUCGAGGACAGAUUCCAGAGUAUAUACGAUGGCGAAUUUAGCACACAGAGCGGGUCAGCUCGCGCAGAAGCAGUAUUUAAUAAUUCAUCCAACAGCUGACGAAAAGGUUCACUUCCAACACACAGCUAAAUUUAUUAACCAUCUAAUCAGUGAGAAGGCCAAUUACACUCUACAGAUCUAUCCUGAUGAGGGACAUUUCCUACACAGCGACGGCACACAGCAGCACCUCAGUCAGUCCCUGGUCAACUUCUUCGAGGAGUGUUUCCGAGUACCGGAUAAGAAGUCAAAGAAUGAGGAAGAGGAAGGGGACGACAGUUAGGCACCUUCAUCUGAUCAGCCAGAUACUACAGCACAAUAUGCAACAAAAACUUACAUACCCACUCAAACAACCACACCUGCUGUCCAAUCAGAUUUGAGCUUCACUCUGUGGCGCAGCACCUGCAUGUGCAAAGGAGCCUCAGAGGUCUCCAUCCCCUCUCCUCUCCUGUCUUCUCCUCUCCUUGUGCUGGCUGCUGGUCAGGAGGAUGAAAUUAACCUCAGAUGUGAACGAUCAUGUCUCUGCUAGUGGAAUUGAUGGACAAGUGCUCCCUCUGGUGGACAAAUAGAGGACCUACAUGACAUCCAUUGAGCAACUUGUCUCCAUUCCAAACCUAGGCACAUUAACCGAGCGCUUUGCAGCACAAAAUAUCCCUCCUAAGAUCAGAGCAUUAUGUUGAGAGUUACCUUUUGAAUGGCUGCCAGUUUAUGAUAAACAGCCGGACAACUUACAGAUUACUGUGUUCAUUAGUACGAUUACUGCUACUUGUUUCUCCGAGUUUCUCUGUUUAAUGUCGUGUCUAUGAGUGGAUGACGUCUCUGGAAGCAUCAGUCCUAUCUUGCUCUAUGAAUCACGCGCACAAUGUUCAACUCAUGUUGUCCUCCAGAAAACAAGGUGUCCAUAUGAAAAUGUGAAGAAGUCAGAUUUCCCUCCUCAUGUUUUCUGAAUCAGAGUUGUUCUUUCCAGUCACCGUGCCUUACUGCAGAUGAAAUGUUCAUGUUAGGAGCCCACAUGACACUGACAGUGAAUACAUGAGGAAAGGCCUUGUUAACUCAAAACCAGAUCACAGAUUACGGUUGAAUUUUUCUUGAAUGACAGUUUUUAGAGGGGGAAGUCUAAAUCCCAAAGUAUGGCACAUUUUUUUCCCAAAAUAUGGGAAGAAGUGACCACAAAUUGUGUAAUUGUUCGCCUCUUUGAAAGAUGGUAUAAUACUGCUGAAAGUGUUACAAGUAUUUGGUUUGCAGUUAUUACUUUUCAAGCUGACAUACUGGUGAGUUGUUUGUGCUGAUUUCUUUUUUUAAACUGUUAAAUGGCUUGACUCUCUCCCCACGUCUCUUCUGUUUCCUUUGUCAGUGGUUUGUAGUCAGCUGAUGUACAAAGUGUAUAAAUCUUAUAUUGUUUAAGUCUUUAUGUUGUAUGUGUAACUUGUAUAUAAAGCAUUUUGAAAUGUA